AUGGAAUUUAAACAGGUUUGUUCUUUUUUUUUUUUUGAAUAACGACAUUUCAAUAUUCAAAGCGUUGUAUCUCAGGCGCCUGUGGAGAUAUCAAAAAGUGAUCAACUGAUAAAAUGUGCAGAAUUUCUUAAAGAACAUUUUCUGAGUUGACAACUUUUUGAUAACUCAACUCUCAAUUGAGAUAUAUCGUUUUGAAAGAACGGCUAUGCUGUACCUUUAUUUGUUGUCAAAACUGGCUUUUUCUGUGUGUGUGUGUGUGUGUCGCGAUCUUUUUUCGAUCUGUAAAAGUCAAGAAGAAUCAUUUUUUGCUCUGGCGAAACGUCUCAUUUCCGGAAUAGGCGUAGUUCGCACUUAUCGACGAAUUCUCGCAAAAUGUGUAGUUCGCACCUUACCUCAAACCGGAAGAAUCGUCGGUUUUCGUUGACAAGUGUGAAUUGGACAAGUGUACAUCAAAUGUUGAAUCUUACAGGAAUCGGAAGCCACUGAUUCGACGCCCGCUGCUCCGGUGAAACGGGAAAAACGAAAGUAUCGAUGCAGAAAGAGGAGUCCGGCGGCGAUCGAACGCGCGAAAACAGUUCGGAGGGACAAGGUUUGAGCGUUUUGAGGUUGCUGCGACACGAAACAAUUGUAAAAUUUGCAGGCGAACGCUCGCGAACGUCGUCGUAUGAACAGUCUGAACGACGCGUUGGAGCACUUGCGAACGAUCCUUCCGUCGCUGCCGGACGAGCCCAAAAUGACAAAGAUUGAGACGUUGCGCAAGGCGCAGGAGUGAGUUUAGGGGAAAUUGUACUUUUUGGCCUAAAAACUGUUUAAUGAGUGUCAUAGAACUAUAACUGAAAUGUCCAAACUGAAAAGCAUGUGAGCAAGAGCAAAGGACAAAAAGCCGGCCCAGGCUUUUUGAAGGCCUGCCGAGGCCUGGACUUUAGACCCAUUUGCGAGUAUCCGAUCGGGCCCAAACUUUGCACACUUCUUGGACUUGGGUUGAAGUAUAUUGGGUCCGAGUUUCAGACCCAUCGGAUCAUUUAGUCCCGAGAUAAGUGGAUUACAGGUCGAAAAGCCCGCAAUUUUCGCAAAAACCCGGUCUUUUCCAGUAAACCAGUAAAUCUCGGGACCGGAUAAUCCGAUCGGUCUGAAACUUGGACCCAAUAUACUUUGAUCCAUGUUCAGGAUGUCUGCAACGUUUGGGCCCGAUCGGAUCCUUGCAAAUGGGCAUAAAUUUGCCCAGCCCUGAAACUGACUGAAAUAAUCCUUUUCAUUGCAGAUACAUCGCGCGCCUGUCGUUCGAGCUCUCCGGCGACUCCUCGCCAUCGCCCACGCACCCGUCGCCCGUGUUUUCCUCGAAUUGCUGUGAAUCGUCGUGCUCGUGCUGCUCGGCGAGCCAAUCCCUUCAAUCGACGCCCUUCCAGAGCCCUUCGUUCCCGCCGCCAGGCUCCGCCCACUUUUACAGUACCCCCAACCAGAAUCACUAUUAUCAUUCGCAUCAUCAGUCUCCUCAUUUCCCCAAGUAA
Caenorhabditis sp. 36 PRJEB53466 is the source of this 1508-nucleotide messenger RNA. The record is from the annotation of a GenBank genome assembly. NCBI's taxonomy places the organism in Eukaryota, Metazoa, Nematoda, Chromadorea, Rhabditida, Rhabditidae.